AUGAAAAUCAUUUCAACGUAUGGAAAUCUAAGAAGCAACGUGGACGGCAUCUCCAUUUGUGAAGUAAUUUCUUGUACUUAACACCUGGUACCCUCAAAGUGAUGUCAAAGAUCACAUUUUGCAAAGACCAUAACACGUUGGAUGAAAAAGGAAAAGUUAAUUUCGUUUAGCCUGAACGGGGAAAAGGGCGAGAGGACACAUUUAUCAUGGUAAGUACAUACGUGAUAAGUAAUUCAAAAAGGAAAAUAUCACUGUUUUAUAGCCUGAUAUCUCUUAUUGCUAUACUUUAUAUCAAGAUAUUUGGCCUUUUUAAUCCUUUUUAGAAUGGUUGAAACAACUAAAACUUGAACGCUAAUCUCUUAUGCGUAAGACGAACUCGAUGAAGAGUAAAGCAAGUAAUCUGUAAAUACUUAUUUUUAAUCGAAAGUGUCCCUAAGAUUCAAGAUUAAUUCCUGAAAAUUUUCUCCAUUGCAUAAAUUCAUACCCGCUUCUUUUAUGUCAGUAAUGGAAUUUGUGAAUUCGUUCUUCUGUAAAUUUUCUUAAACCCCUUUGCUUAAGAUCAGCCAUCCAGUUGAUGGUAUCAACUGCUAAUGAUAACUGGAGAGGGCAAGUAUUGGUUGUUAAAACUACUCCGCCCACCUCUAGUUUCGCUAAUUUGACUGAAGAGGGCAAUGUGACUAUGUCAGGUCAGAUCUGACGAUCAUUAUGGAAGCCCUCUUGGAUCCUCUUUUCAUAACUGUCUUCUUAGUUAGAUAAAUAUUUAAUUUCUUCGUUCAUUUCUUGAGUCGUUCAGAUGAUUUAGGAAAUUGACGGAUUGAUCAUUAUUGCUUACAUCAAUAACGUAAGUGACAAUGUUUUAGGAAAGAAACAAUAUAGAGCAGUUGCGAUAUUCAUGAAUAUUUAUUUGUAUAUAUAAACUUCAUCUUCUCUUGACUCCAAUAUUCGUGAGACAUAUCCGUCAAAUAAGUGUUCGCCAUAAGUCAUUUGCGUUUCUCUUAAAAUUUGUUUGCAUAUUUUUCUCUCCAAGACUAUUCCAGGAUUAAACCUCUAUAUCUGCUUCAUCUGGAUAGUUGUAUUGAUACACAAACAAGUGUCUGCAGGUAAGUAUGUUUAACGAUCUGUGUUCAGAUAUCGCAGUUAUAUUCCAUUAAAUCAUUUGAACUGAAUAAUACGUCCUCCAAUAUUAUAAGCAUCUUUCCUAGGAGGAAAAGGAUAGAAAGAGCGAGCACGAUUAUUUGAUAAACGAUUGUUUAAACUUGCAACACCUGCCGGAGAAGUUUGGAGAAGUUUUUAAUCUCAAAUUGUUAUUAGACGAGAGGAGGAUUGAAAACAUUCCUAACAUAACUGUGAGACCUGUAAGCGUUUCCCCGUGACCUGUUCAAGUUGUAUCAUAAUUUUGCACCAGCAAUUAUUGAAUAUUUCAGUUAAUUCCGGGCUAAUGAGCCACUCUUCAUCCCAGUUUUCCAUUUUGGGUCGUUGAGAAAGGCAAAUUUAAAAAUAAUGGCAAUUCAGCUCUGUAUUAAAGAGAAAAACCAUUUUAAACGAAAAGCAUGAGCAGGUAAGGCCCGUCUGCGCAUCAUUAGGUCAUUGCAUUUCCAUCAAUGGACCAAACUAGAGUAUUCAACCAGAGUUUACCGAGUAUGAGUGGUUAAUAUUUUAUUACUAUAAAAAUAAAAUGUUUUUAUUAGUAAUAGGAAAGAAAACUUACUAGUUCGGAAACUGACGUAAUUAAAGACAAAGAUUAGUUUACACACGCUCCAGUAUUUGUUACGUCACCCCAACCUCUUCAGAACAUUAAAGUAAUCGAAAUCGAAUCUAACUCAAUGCACAACUAUAAAUUAGACUAUGAAGUGCCGUUAAUUGCAUCUUUGUCAGGCGUUUAACUAUAUCUUUCAGUGGACUGUCAGGAAGAAUUUGAACGACUUGGGUGCCACGGUGCUUUCUUAGGGGCCUUGCGCCUUAUACCGGAGGUUUUGUUCAACGACUCCAACUUGCAAAGCAUAGAUGAGUUAAUUUGCAAAUGUGCAGAACAAACAAGGUUUAAGGGAUAUCGCGUUUUUGCGGUCCAAAAAGGAGGUGAAUCAGAAAUGAUAAUUGAUAAAUAAAUAAGUGUGACUCCACUAAAACCCAAAUUUUCAUUCAUUUGUUUCUCCACUUUUUCAUUACCGUCUAUUUUGUUUUUUCCAUGUUGUCGUUUUUUUGUUCUUGUUUUUUCGUUUGCCUGACCUUUUUUUUUUUCUGUUCUAUUCCUUGUUUCUUUGUUUUUUUAUUUAUCUUAUUUUUUGCUUGUGUUGUUUAUUUAUCUCUCAUUUAAAAACUUCUUAAUUCAAUCAGUUAAAGUCAGAUCACAACAGCUUAGGUCUUCAGAAUCAGGAAAAUUUCCAACAAUCUUCUUCUAUGAUCAAGAUAUUUUUUUUCCUAUGAUACGCGUCUCAAACCAAAAAUAUCCUGGUAACGGCAGUAAAUUUUUUGGUUGAAGUCUAACCUUCUUAGCAUGAAUACAAAUUUCAAAGCACUACUGGAAAGCAUCAUGCUGCCUGAGCCUGUCCAGGAAGAAAGGCUACCCUGGCUAAUCUAAGCCGCCCGGGUUCACUUUUGGAAAAAAGCUCUGUCAACUUAUGCAAAAAUGUUUUUUUUGCAUUUCUUCAUAUCUUAAGAUGAGGUUAUCUUGGGUAUACAUAGAUAUUCAAAAUGAACAAGACAAACUAAGUUGUAACUGUACAUUAUUUGUUGUUGUUUUCGUUGGUAUUUCGUCUCAGGCGUAAAAGCUGCGGAAUGGAACAGACCUUUUGUUUGGCUUUGUUUUUAUUUUGUUAAAUUUCGCUUCGUAUGUUAGACUUCAGUCAUACAAGCUAAGAUCCUGCUGUGAAACUAAGGCCGUAAGGAACCUCCCGCCCCCUCUUACCUCCUCAGGUUUUCCUUUCUAUGAAUUGGCAUCAAAACUAGGUUAUGCAUUUCAAAUACGCUGCUCUUGUGCAGUGAUGUCACCUGACGAUCUUUGGUGAACUUCUUCAAAACCCUAGGAUACUGCUGGUCAGGGAAAGACGCUGAAACCUCAUUUCCUCUGGCUGGACAAGCAUUCGAUUGCAAAACCUUUGAUUCUAAAUCAUGUGGCAAAGAUGACAAAUAUUGUGUCGGAGAAGAAAAAUCAGUCUUCGUUUAUAGAUUACUGGGUAAGAAAAAGCGCUUUUACCUGUAAGUAGUUACCUUUCAACGAAUGCAAGACAUUUUUGCGUGUAUUUUAUAACAAAAAAAAAUAAGGUUUGAAAACUUUAAAACUAAUUUUUUAUCUAUGUCCUUUGCAGAUAAUCAAAACCAUACUCUCAUUCCACCGAAACGUAUGUAUUGUAGUACCCCAUUCACACCAGCAAAACAUGUUUUGUUAAACUGGUUUUCAUUGAAUGAAAAUUAUAAACAGAGAACUGAAAAACUUGAUUUUCCAUUGGAUUCAAGUACUUGCUAACUUGCAUUUCCAAUGUGCUACAUUCAAGUCAAAAUUAUUCGGUUAAAUAGUUUCUAUGAAGAAAAAAAAAAUUAAACUGUGUUUAACAAAACAACUUUUAAACAUGUUUAAGCUUUGGUGUGAAUGGGGCAUAGGAGGUAUUCACCAGUGUUAAGGGACCAAAUCUUAUUUAUUGCUUAGAGGGAGGGGAGGAUGGGGGAUUUGGAGGAUUUUGAGGGAAUUAAGGUACUUUGCAAAUGUCAGUCGUGACAGGGCAAUGUGAUUUUCAGAAAAAGCAAUCUAACGUGUCACUUACAGUUAGUUUUCAACGUAGUUUCAAGGGAUACAUAUCAUUAAUUGCCGGGUCAAUUUACAACACCAACCUGUCAUUCCAAGGCCCGAGUAAAAUUGAAAGAAGACUACUUGUAAAAGUCAACACCAUAUAAGCUUGAAUAGCAUACUAUGUUAACGAGCCACACUCAACCAGUGUGCUUUGCGUGCCCUUGUCAUUGUUAUUAUCCGGGAACUCAAUACUUUUUCUGACAAACCCACGAAACGGCAAUUAUUACCACAAUGGUAGGAGCUUUUGCUUUUUUGAUAAUAAGGGUAUUAUCGCUCAGUGAAAAACUAACCUGCUACUUUGGAAGAGGUAUAUUUUCAAAGUUUUAUGUCUGUGGAAGAGAAGAAUUUGUAUGACAAAACAGCACAUCGUAUCAUGAUACAAUCACUAUUCACGGCUGAAAUAUCAGACUCAGGAAUUUUAUUCUUGAACAUAAAAAAAGUGUGAAAGCGAGAGGUUUAACAGGGAUUCCAUCCUUGAUGCCUUACAAAGAGACGGACACCUUCGAUUACUUUAAUUUUUAUUCAUAUCAUUCACCAGGCACAAAGAAAAGAUUCGUAAAAGGAGAAGCGCUAUGCCUCCAACAAAUAAGUUGAUCACCCUCCACAUUUAACAAAAACAGUAUUUCAAAAUACACUUAAAGAAUAGAGGAUACCAAUAUAAGAUUGGGUAAAUUGUAUCUCUGAAGUUGAUUUCACUUGGAGAAAAAGGUCACUCAUGAACUUGCAUGGGAUCAUGCGAUCGAUUGUAAACGUUUCUCCAUCUGACUGUCACCCAAGUGCAGAGAGGAGCUUUCUUUUUUACUUUCCUUCGAAAUACUGUGUAGGAGUGCAUCUGCGAACUCUAUGCUUGUUUUCUUGUCAAUUCCUAAAGCUGUCUCGCGCUCAUUUCAUGCUUUUCAAAAUUGACCUAGUAAGCCAUAUGCUAUAGCGGCUUUCCAUUUCUGCAGGACGAACUCCUGAUGGCUUCAUCAUCUAGAACACGGAAUGAAACGACAAAAACACAUAGCAAAUAGACGAUAGACACGAAAAGAAAUUACCCCGCAAUGCAUUCUUGUUGAGCGUUGCUCUUUAAUUAGUAUUUGCAAAAUUAUCAAGCGUUUUUAAUGAUAAGGCCAAAAAAAGUAUUGGGAUGUUGGAACAUAAAGUGGGAAAAAGUCAUGAAAAAAACUGCUUUUUUCGAAAAAAAACGUGAUUCAAUUGGUGACCACUUUAUGCAAUAUAAUUAUAUUAACCGCUUGUGAUUAAAUUCACAGCUUCAUGUCCAUCGCCGAAAUCGGAGCAUCACUACGAUUUGGAAUGUAAGUAAGAUAAAACUGCUUCUCGCAUUUUUUCAAAAGUAUUCGUCAGUCGGUUUAAUAGGAAAGGUCUAAUGCUGAAGCCAUACGAUAAAAUAUUGGCAAAACCAGUUUUCUUUGGGCUGUUUUUAAAGCGUAUUCUCGUGUGGAAUGCUUGUCUUGCCAAUUUCCUUUCCAAACCGAGGAAAAAAGUAACUUUCAAGCGACAACAUAAAGCGUGCAUCAAAUUCUCUUGGGGAAUCUUAUUGUCGUCUUAGAAGGUGAGUUUUAUUUCAUGUUGUGCAUCAUAUUUGCAGGCAAGGUGUAUAACUUAACAGUACUGAUGACGAACACUUCCUUUGAUGAUUUCUUAUGGUUUGCACAUUCGCCCCAAUUCAUUGAGCUCAGAAGAGAGUUUGAACUUGGAGUAAGUAUAAAGCUGAUUCUGCCAGUUUUAAAAACCUUUGUUUGUUAUCAGCUUUUGUAAACAGAAAGAAAACUCGAACAGGACCCUCCGCAACAUACCAUCCGAAGUUGAAAAAAAAUGUUUUACAACGCAACUCAAUUUAGGAGUGAAACUGAAAUCGUUUAAAAUUGCUAAUGUCUAUGCAUCUAAGGGAAUAGCACAAUAUCAACAAAACAAAUUUACCUAUGUUCUUUCAAUAUCGCCAUUUUUUCUUUUGAUUGAAGCUUGCAAUUUUAAUUUCGGCCGAAAUAACACAUUGGUUAUAAAACUCGUUGUGCAAAUACGCAUCAUAAAAAUAGAAAGCUAACUCUACCACUGAUACGAAACCCACUGGUGAAACGAAUCAUAAAAUUUUACGCCCUGAUCAUCGCGACCAACAAAAGGGAUCUUAAAACUUUAUUACAUGUAGACUUAAUAGUUAGCACGCUGCUAGACUUUUCUGUAUCGAUAAGUACGGGUAGGCGUCCAAUGGUCAUUUUCCUGUGAUCUUUGGCAAGACUCUACCCUUUCGAUGCCUAACACUAACCAAAGGUAAAAACGAGUAUCAGUAGGAAAGCUCUACGAAUAUCUGGGGCGUUAUCUUUAUCGUUGGACUAGCAGGCAUUCUGAGUCAGAGGUGUAGCUACACCCAUGUUCGCUUCAUGCUAUUGUAGCUCGAAUAACCCCUGGGAAAACGACCAAUCAGGCUGGUGAGACCAAGCCAGUAUGCCACACUUUUUAAGUAUGACGCUGCGAAAGGUAAUGUCGAAGACCAGGAGCCUUUUAAGGUUUCUAAAAUGAUAAGUAUUCAAAAUAUAAACUAAUUCUCUAAAAAUUACAUUUCCAAUGCAGGUUUUGCAAGCGUACGAUGGAUAUGAUCCUUUUCUCGGCGUUACGACUUUGAGAUUCAGGUAGCUCACUCAUAGUAAAUAGAGAAGAGGCCAGGAUCAUUGAGAGAGAGAAAAAAUUCGAUGGAUCAAAUUCUAAAAACUUGAGAUGUUUAAAAACACACGACUUGACGAUGCAAAAAUUCCAUCACUAUUAACAAAAUAUGUUUCAGUUUAAAUCAGUUCAUAUGCUAAUAUAGUUUUGAGAUUAAGGUGUUACUUUUUUAUCUUUGAACAGCGAAGCUCCGGGAGACAGCAACAUUGUGGUGCACUUUGCUAUCGAGUUUAAAGACAAGGGAGUCCAUCUUCAUAACUUAACUGCGGCAUUAGCAUGUCAAACUUUGGGCAAGCACACUUUUCUCUCAUCAUUGGGUCAAGUUGGUGAGUUUGCAGAGCAAGAAUGUUCUGGGUGACUUGUAAUUUUGUUUGAACUAACCUUUUUCAUAGUUCCAGAAAGUUAUAAGCCUCUAUUCUGAAGUCAUCUUUCCAAAUAUUCUUACAGCGGGAGGUUUCUGAUUCUAAGAUCAGACCGUAUUAAACUCGUCCACGCUUCCCAGCCCUUUAUCCCCAGAAAUUAUUUUAAUAUUCUCCCUGAUAUUUUCUUCACACUCCCAUGGUACUGAAAAGAUGAUUAUUUGUAAAGCUUAUUAAGUUAGUGAUCAUUUCCUUUAUCUCAUGAUCUGGACGUUAAGGGGUGACACUGCAAAGAAAAAUCAUAUACUAGUAGCCCCCUGAGUUUAAAGUGUUUAUUCAUUUCCUUUUUAAAAUAGUAAUUAAUUGAACAGUUGUGGUAAAACCCAUUUCAAAUUUAUCAAAUACACUUAUCGCUAUCUUGGUUGUUUGUUAGCAUGUUACAAGGCACCUCCGCCUCCAGUCUGCCCACUUCCAUGUUUCUCUGCCUGUGCUCCACACUGUUACUCCAGCUGCUGCCAGCAGUACCACCCUUACUACUAUGCUCCAACACCGCCUCCUCCACGUGAUAUUAAUCCAGCUCCAUGCCCAGAAGGCUGCCCCAUUACAUGUGCACCUUUCGGAUGCACUACUCACUGCUGCAACAAUGGUCAUAGUCUGCCGCAUUAUGUUUACGGGAAGCGUCACGAAGCUCCAAAGCCAGAGAAGCAAUCGAAGAUUGGCCACAUCUUCCGUAAACAUCAUGGGAAGAAUUAAAAGAAAAAAAUCAGGAGCAAAAAGAAUCAAAGAAACAAAUUCCAGUGAGAAGAAUUUUUGAUUUUUUCCUGAUUUCAUAUCAUGUAAGGUCUACCAGGCAAGAACUACAUUUCCCGAACUAGGGUUCAGAUAAUCAUCUGAAGCGUCAAAGUUAUUCCUAUCAGGCCUGGAGCCAUUGAUUCUAAUCAUUAUGUGAUAAUAAAUAGCCAAAUUUUGCCUGUCUUAUCGAAUGCAAAAAUGUAAAAAAAUUUUUGACAAUUCCGAGAUUCCGAUUUACAUUCUAUGGAAAUUAAGUCAAUGAUGGCUAUCUAAAGUAUUUUAGAUCAAUAGCAAAGUAUCUGAGAUCAUUCUAAUCAACAUUUUCUGUUGGUAUGAAUUUGUUUACUUUUUAUGGCUAGACCUACUACCUACACGGGUGUUCUAAAAUGUUUACUAAACCUUCCCAAUGAACUCAAGGUCCAUAACUCCGUUAUAUAAAAAAAAAUUGGUUCAAGUACAAUGUACUGUAAAGUAAAUGAUUUGAAGGUAGAAUAAACACUUGAUCACCCAAUCUUGCGCGUGUUGUAAGUUUUGGAAUUGGUAAGAAGGGGAUGAGUGGGUCCUUUGAUCGAUCAACAGAAACCGUCUUUUGCUUCCGGGAGUGGAGAAAUAUUGAAAGGUAGCCCUAACAAAUGAAAAUUUACACGGAGCCUCUCAAGUUUCACCAGAAUAGUUAAUAGAGUACAGAGGACUGAAUCCACCGAAAAUACCUUCGACAAGGAAGGUCAUUAUAUACAAUUGUUUUAUAUCCCUUUUGAGAAAGUGAAGGAGUAAUUUGAGGUAUCUCAUUUUCAUUUAAACAAAUGCUUUUAUCCCCAAACAAUAAGUCGCUGUGCAAAUAUAUUGCUUGAACGAUAAAACGCACUGAUGCAUCCUUUACUCCACUGAUAAAUCUUUAUCAGAGAUAGUUCGCUUUAGCGAUUCAUCGCGAUAAUGUACCGCGUUGAAGCGAUUUUGUCGCUUGAACGAUAAAUCGCUGGAACGAUAUAUGAAAGGUUCGACUUAUUGUUUUCACGUUAUGAUGAAACGCGCGAUACAUAGCCGAUAUUUCGGCGAUAUCUCGGAAGAACAAAACGCAAUAUUCGACUCUGAUCGUUUGUAUUACUUUGGCACAGUACUGCAUGUCAAGAGAAGGUCACCUAUAGUUAAUUUUCAAGUACAGGAAGUCAAGGAAGAAUUUCGACCAAAACUCUGCCGAUGGGGGACAAAUAAGUUUUAGCGGAAUGACUAAUUACUACCUCUUUCUCUUUGAACGUCUACUGCAGUUUCAUUCAAUGAAAGACAAUUUCUGGAGAGGAGAUGUGGGGGCUUCAAUGUCACUCCGAGAUUCGCAGCUCGCGACGGAUUACAAUCGAACGAGAAGCCUUAUGGAAACGAGCAUUUGUUUCUAGAGGGCGUGAUUUUAAAUUCUCUUUUAUAUAUAUUUUUUAGGAACAAAUCAAUGAUAAACAUUUAAAUUGUUUUUCACGGUGUUUCUUCAUGAUUUUUUAAUAAGUCUUAAUGCUUUGACGGUAUUGUAAAGUAAAUAACACUUAGGUUUGGCAAAUUGGAAAAAUAAAGCAUGCUUCGUCUAUCAAACGAUAAACUUAAUGAAAAAAAAAACUUCUGUACAUUGGCUAUUCAAUAAUUUUAGAUAUUUAGUACUAAAAGCAUUGCAGUUUUAUAGCGGGAUCAAUCUCAACUCUGACGAGUCUUGAUUUUUUUCUUCCAGAAGAGAUAUCCAGACGGUAAUUACCAUAAUUGACCGGUAAUAGUUCUUGUAUUUCACACCUCCUGUGCACCAAAUAAAUUAAGAUACCAAAUUUUUAAAAGCCCAUAACAGGUAGGGUGUUAACUUACAGCAAUCAAGUCGGUCAUUUAGGGGAUUGGGAAAUCUUCGAAAGAGCAACAGGAACAUUGGUAAGUAACAAGAUUAAAAACGUAUGAACAAGAAAACCAUUUAAAUUCCCGAAAACUUUAAAUAAUAGUUCGCAAAGCCAGCUAACUUAAUCUUUCACUGACUAUUUUAAAUUCAGACUCCGAACCGUGUUAUAGCCCGUAGCGGAUCGACCAACGGAAAGAAUGGCGAUAGUUUCUCCACAUUGUUGCUACAACAUUAUUUUUAUAGUGAUGUUCAUGAUUCCUUUGCGCGAAUUCAGAAAUUUCGUGGUAACUACGAGUUUGAUAUUUGAAUGAAAGCGCAAAUAUCCUCACUGAGACCGGUCGCUGAAGGUCAAAAAUGUAAAUCGAAUUUGGUUUCGUGUACAAUGCACUUAAUCGAUUAGAUACUUUCGAUAAUUCAAGCUAGCACACGUGCAUCUAUAUUAUGAACUUUCACAGCUCUAACUGCCAUUACAUGAUGAUGAUGUUAUUGGUUACUCCAUCAAAAGGCUGUUGCAUUUUUUGACGAAAAUGCUGUCAACUGUUAUUCAACAACUUUUACGACCACUACCUUUUGCUGGUCAGUCGAGAAUAAGGGAACUCUGUCUUCUUUUUCCUUUUUUAGAGCAUCAAAGGAGUCGGGAUUUAAGGUCUUUGGACUACAAUUUUUUGGUAAAUGCGCGCUGUUGCAAUCAAACUCUAUGUACUUUUAGUCUGUAGUAAAACAGUGGACAGCGUCGAAGGCGUCCUUUGAUUGGCUAUUCACACUAUUGAUAUCCUUUGCUAUUCACCUCCGAGCAGCUUACAAUUUGCACGCGGAAUAAUAUAAGGAAUAAAUAAGUUAAAGGAAUAAAUAAGUUAAAUCAUCUUUUAUUGCUCAAUUAUCUUACUUAAAAUAGCUAGCGGUGAGUUUUUACCCCACCGCUCCGCAGUUCGGUAAAUUCCACCUCCUCUUCGGUGAAUAAUUGUUCUUUAUUAUCUGAUAAUUUUCUCAAUGUUGAACUAAAAAAAUCGGGUGGAGGGGAGUAUUGACACUCCUUUCCCACUUUUGUUUUUGUUCUCUCAGGCCUUCGAUAAUUUUUUUUUCAGUAUGUUUGUUUGUUUUUUGUAUAGUGGGGGGGGGUGUUGGGUACUUUCGUAGUUUUAAGAGCAGUGACGCAUUAUAAAAUUUGUGGGAUCAAAACGUUUGAAUUUUUUUAACAUGUUUACGAGCUGCACACAACACGGAUCUCCGUGAUCAUGCAAAACACAGUUAGAAAACAGGACUUAGAGAGUGGUUUAAAGGAAUACAAUUAAACUGUCUGGAGAAGCUCUGAAGGUUAGGAAUAUUUUACUUUGACGGGGAAAUAUAAACAAUGCGAAAAACAAAUGUGUGGAACUUAUUCUGAACUUAGGUGAGUGUUGGUCGGGUGUUAACGCUGAAAACACUUAUAAACAAGACGGACCCAGUCAAGAAUGCUUAACAAAUGACUUCCUCAAAUGUGGACCAAAAGACAAGUACUGUGUCGGAAAACAAGACACUAACUUUGUGUACGCAAUAAACGGUGAGUGUUCUUUGCCUUGCAUUAAUACUGUGUCUGUUUCGGAACAUAUAAAUAUGAACAAUCUCGAUGUAAGAAGUCGCGAGAAAGUACUGGUUCAAGUUGUGCCACUGGAAAAAGCAGGAAAUUUUCCGCAUGUAUCGUAUUGAUUUUGUCAGCCAAAUUAAAGCUAUUUCUGCGAGACCUGAAAGAUGUGCACAAGUCCUCCAAUCCCCAGCUCAAUAGAUAUCACGAGGAAAACAAAAAUUUCAAAAAUUGAAAAUCAAGAGGAACCUUCGAUUGUUUUCCGUUUUUGUCUUGGCUUAAUUUUGUUACAUUUACCCAGUCUUACACCCACUUGAUAACCAAAUCAAACGAGAAAGGUAAAGAGCUAACUAUGUUCAAAACUGCAGCUUCAAGUCCAACGUCACAACCGACUGACCAGCCAAAGACGAAACCGACUACCAUUCCGAAGACCACUCCGACGACGAGGCCGGAAACUGUGCUGUGUAAGAAACAUUUGUACUCGGAUAGAGACCUUCCUUACAUUUUUGAGAUAGAACUUCCUUAUCACAUUUUGCUUAAUAAGUCUUUCCAUAAUACUUAUAAAAGAAACAACAUAUCGUAAAGGAGGUUAUUGCUCAUCGUGGUGGUAAGUUACAAUAAACUAUUUAAUAAUUUGUCUCAGGAUGUAGUCUCUUGAGAUGUAGAUCGCGACGUUUCGACUGCUUACUGCUAGUCUUCAUCAGGCACGAGAGGGGUAUACGUUUAGCUUGUACCCAAAUUUCCGCUGUUUCUAAGCACGCCAACAAGACCGGCCACCACCCGCUUUGGAACGAACUAAAGUUUAUUGAUCGAGACUCAUACUGGUAUACACCAGAAGAAACAAGGAAGCUAUCCGCAUAAGACUUCACCCUGAUAACAUCAACAGGGAUAACGGAAUCGAAAUUCCUGAAGCAUGGAUACCAACGAUCAAGAAACACAAAGGGAGACCAGUACGACAGCAAACCGCCGAGGGAACCUCUCGGAAAACCAAAACUCACCGGAACAAUAGAGAUCGAAAUCCUGAUUGCCACUGCCUUACAACAUUGAAAAUCGACAGUUCAAUUGUUUUCCAUUUUUGUUUAGUUUUGUCACAUUUAACUCACUCUUACACCCAUUUGAUAACCAAAAUAGAGAAAAAGGUAAAGAGCUAACAUUGUUCAAAACUGCAGCUUCAAGUCCAACGUCACAGCCAACUGGCCAGCCAAGGAAAAAACCGACGACCAUUCCGAAGAUCAAGCCGACGACGAGGCCGGAAAGUGUGCAGUGUAAGAAACAUCUGUAUUUGGAUAGAGAUCUUCCUUGCAUUUUGAGAUAAAAGUUCUCUAUCUCAUUUCAGAGAGAAGCUCUCUGUGUAACUUUCCUCCGAAUUACUGUGCAGGAGGGCUUUUGCGAACACUCUGCUCGUUUUCUUGCCAAAUCCUACUGCUACCUUUUGCUCAUCCCUUACUUUUAAAAAUUGACUUAGUAAGCCAUAUGAUUUGGCGGCUUUCCAUCCCUGCAGGUCGAACUCUUGAUGGCUACAUUAUCGCUAAGGCGGAAUGAAACGACAAAAAUACGUUACAAAUAGACGUUAGCCACUAAAAGAAACUAGAUGAGGGUAAAAAAGCCGGUUUUUAAUUUAAUCGAUUGAUAUCACACACGUGAUAAAUUUUCCUUUUCUGCAAUACAUGAAAUCCUGAGAAUGGCUACUACCCUCGCAAUGCAUCCUGGUUGAGCGUGGCUCUUUAAUUAGUACUUGAAAAACUCUCGAGCGUUUUCAAUGGGAAAGCCAAAAUAAUAUUGGAAUGUUAACAUAAUAUAGGAAUAGUUACGAAAUAAACAGCUUUUUCAAAGGAAACAACAACAAUUUAGCUGGUGACCACUUUGUGCAAUAUAAUUGUACUAACCGCUUGUGAUUAAAUUCACAGCUUUAUUUCCAUCGCCGAAAUCGGAACAUCACGACGAUUUGGCAUGUAAGUCUAUGAAUCAGAAUUUUCAAAAGUUUUCGUUAGUUGUGUUUGAUAGGAAAGGUCUAAUGCUGAGCCCAUGCGAUAAAAUGUUGGCAAAACCAGUUUUCCUUGGGUUGUUUUUAAAGCUUAUUCUCAUGUGGAGUGCUUGCGUUGCCUAUUUCCUUUCCUUACUGAGGAAAAAAGGCGUGCAUCAAAUUCUAUUGGGAAAUCUUAUUGAAGUCUUAGAAAGUGAGUUUGAUUUCAUGAUGCGUAUCAUAUUUGCAGGCAAGGUGUAUAACUUAACAGUACUACUGUCGAACAAUUCCUUUGAUGAUCAUUUAAGGUUUGCACAUUCGCCUCAGUUCAUUGAGCUCAGAAGAGAGUUUGAACUUGGAGUAAGUAUGUAGCUGAUUCUGCCAGUUCUUAAAAAACUUUGGUUGUUAUCAGCUUUUCUUUGGCAGCAAGUAAACUUGAACAGAACUCUCCAUAACAUACCAUCCGAAGUUCAAAAAAUGUAUCAUAACGCAGCUCAAUAAGUGGUGAAACUGAAAUCAAAAUUGCCAAUGUAUUUUUUUGCGGCAAGGGGAAUAGCAUAAUAUCAGCAAAACAAAGUAUCUCUAUUCCUUUUAAUAUCACCCUAUUUUCUUUUGAUUGAAGCUUGCAAUUUCAAUUUUGGCCAAAAAAGACUGGUUAUAAAACUCGUUAUGAAAAUACGAAUUGUGAAAUAGAAAGCUAACUUUACUACUGUUACGAAACCCAUUAGGAAAACGAAAUGAAAAAAUUUUACGCCCUGAUCAUAACCCUUGGAAGGGUGACCAACGAAAGGGAUCUUGAAAUCCUGUUAAAUGUUUGCAAUACUUAUUUAAUAACUGCGUGGGAAAUCCUAGGCUUAAUAGUUAGCACGCAGCUGAACUUUUCUGUAUCGAUGAGUAUGGGCUCGCCUCCAACCCGGUUCAUUUUGUUGUGAUCUUUGGCAUGACACUCUACUCUUUCAGUGCCUAACACUAACCAAGGGUAAAAAUGAGUACCAGUAGGAAAGCUUUACGAAUUUCUGGGGCUUUAUCGUUAUCGUUAGACUAACCGGCAUUCUGAUUUAGAGAAGUAGCUACACCCAUGUUCGCUUCAUGCUAUUGUAGCUCGGAUAACCCUCGGGGAAACGACCAAUCAGGCUGGUCAGACAAAGCCAGUAUACUACACUUUUUAGGUAUAACGCCGCAAAAUGUAAUGUCGAAGACCAGAGUGUCCUUUUGAGAGAACAGAAGGACCCUUUUUAAUUUCCUCAUGUAAUAAGUAUUCAAAAUAUAAACUAAUUCUCUGGUGCUUACAUUUCCAAUUAGGUUUUGCAAGCGUACGAUGGAUAUAAUCCUUUUCUCGGCGUUACGACUUUGAGAUUCAGGUAGCUUACUCAUAGUAAAUUAAGAAAAGGCUAGGAUAAUUGAGAGCGAGAAAAAAGUCGAUGGAUCAAAUUCUAAAAACUUGAAUUAUUUAAAAACACACGUCUUGACGAUGCAAAAAUUCCAUCACUAUUAACAAAAUAUGCGUCAGUUUAUAUCAGUUCAUAUGCUUAUAUAGUUUUGAGAUUAAGGUGUUACUUUUUUAUCUUUAACAGCAAAGCCCCGGGAGACAGUCACACUGUGGUGCACUUUGUGAUCGAGUUUAAAGACAAGGGAGUCCAUCUUCAUAACUUAACUGCGGCAUUAGCUCGUGAAAAUUUGGGCAAGCUCACUCUUCUCCCAUCACUUGGUCAAGUUGGUGAGUUUGCAGAGAAAAAAUGUUCUGCCUGCCUUGUUAUUUGUUUGAACAAACCUUCUUCAUUGUUCUAGAAAGUUAUUAGCCCCUAUUCUAAAGUCAUCUAUCCAAGUAUACUUACUAUGGGAGGUUUCUCAUUCCGAGAUCAGACUGCAUUAAACUUGUCGACGCUUUCCAGCCUUAUAUCCCCAAACAUUAUUGCGCAUAUUCUUUAUAAUGUUAUCUUUACACUCCCAUGAUACUGAAAGGAAGAUUUUUGUAACAAUCAAAAGCUUGUUAAAUUAGUGAUCAUUUACUUUCUUCUCGUGAUCUGGAUGUUAGAUUCAAGGGGUGACACUGCAGACAAAAAUAUGUCAGUAGCCCCUUAAGCUUAAAUUGUUAAUUUUUUUUUUUUUAGUAAAUGAUUGAACAAUUGUUGUAAAAUUCAUUUCAAAUUUAUCAAAUGUACUAAUCACUAUCUUGGUUAUUUGUUAGCAUGUUACAAGGGACCCUUCCCUCCAGUCUGCCCACUUCCAUGUUUCUCUGCCUGUGCUCCGCGCUGUUACUUCAGCUGCUGCCAGCAGUACCACCUUAACUACUAUGCUAUCCUACCGCCUCCACAUAAUAUUCAUCGAGCCCCAUGCCCAGAGGGCUGCCCUAUCACAUGUGCACCUUUCGGAUGCACUACUCACUGCUGUCAUAGUCUGCCGCAUUAUGAAUACGGGAAACGUCACCAAGCUCCAAAGCUAGGGAGCAAUCGAAAAUUGGCCACAUCUUCCAUAGACAUCAUAAGAAGAAUUAAAAGAAAAAAGAAAAAACCAGGGGCAAAAAGAAUCAAAGAAACAAAUUCCAGCGAGAAGAAUUCUUGAUUUUUUGCUAAUUUCAUAUGAUGAAAGGUCUACCAGGCAAGUACUAUAUUUCCUGAACUGAGGUUCAGAUAAUUAUCUGAAGCCUCAAAGUUAUUCUUAUCAGGCCUGAAACCAUCGACUUUAAUCAAAUAUAUUAAAGUUCACACGGCAACCAGGUGGACAAUCAGACAUAGUUUGAUGCUACUCUGGUUUGCAGAUUUAAUGAAUGUAACUGAAGAAGUUACAAUUC
Messenger RNA from Pocillopora meandrina, 15775 nucleotides. Lineage: Eukaryota; Metazoa; Cnidaria; Anthozoa; Scleractinia; Pocilloporidae. The record is from the annotation of a GenBank genome assembly.